UUUUUGCCCCUUUUUUACAGGGAGAUCAAGACGGAAUAAUUUGAAGAAACGGUGGAAAUUAGAAGAGAUGGCUAACAAUGCGGCGGCUUGUGCAGAAAGGGCAACUAGUGAUAUGCUGAUUGGGCCAGACUGGGCUAUAAACAUUGAGCUUUGUGAUAUUAUCAACAUGAAUCCUGGACAAGCAAAGGACGCUCUUAAGAUUAUCAAGAAACGCUUGGGGAGUAAAAAUCCGAAAAUACAGCUCCUUACACUAUUUGUUCUUGAGACUCUGAGCAAAAAUUGUGGAGAGAAUGUAUUUCAGCAAAUUGUGGAGCGUGAGAUUUUACGAGACAUGGUCAAAAUUGUGAAGAAGAAGCCUGAUUUAAAUGUGAGGGAGAAGAUUUUGAUUUUGAUAGAUUCAUGGCAAGAAGCUUUGGGAGGGCCAGGGGGGAGAUUUCCCCAGUAUUACGCUGCAUAUAAUGAGCUGAAGGCCGCAGGUGUAGAGUUUCCACCUCGAGAGGAAAACAGUGUACCUUUAUUUACACCACCACAAACUCAUCCAAUAGUCCACAUGCCUUCAGCUUAUGAGGAGGCUGCAGUUGAGGCCUCUCUUGAGUCUGAUCCCUCUGGACUCAGUGUUGCGGAGAUUCAAAGUGCUGAGGGGUUAUCAGAUGUCCUGACGGAGAUGCUUGGUGCCUUGGAUCCAAAGAAUCCUCAGUCCGUGAAGGAAGAGGUGAUAGUUGAUCUUGUUGAACAGUGUCGUUCUUACCAAAAGCGUGUGAUGAUUCUUGUGAACAACACUGUAGACGAGGAUCUGCUUUGUAAAGGAUUGGCACUCAAUGACAAUCUGCAGCGAGUUCUUCGUAGACAUGACGAUAUUGCCAAAGGAACCUCAACAAUUACUGUACCGCCCAGAGAAAUUCCUGUUGCACCCCUUAUGAAUGUGAAUCAUGAGGAUGAUGAGUCAGAAGAUGAUUUCUCUCACUUAUCACGGAGAACUUCAAGAGAUCCAUCACAGGGACAGGGGAGGAAGACUAUUGAUGCGAAGAGCGAGCCUAUGCGAAUUACUCCAACUCUUCCUCCCCCACCUUCAUCAAGGAGACCAGUUUUUACAGAUGGUAAAAUGGUUGAUUAUCUCAGUGGUGACAGGUUUGAAUCAGAAAGAUCACUGGGAACAGAAGGAUCUUCACCUAUUGCUGCUUCAACUAAUUCAAACAAUGCGAGUUCCAUCCCAUGGUCAAGUCCCAAGCCAUCUUCAUCUGCACCCCCUCCGGAUGAUUUGCUAAAUCCAACUGCUGAUGAGGACUUCUUGAACCCCACUGCAUCUAUGUUUACUGGAAAAAACAACCACAAUGAAUCCAAUUCAAAAGCCAAAUCUGCCGAUAACUUGCCUCCAGCACCUUGGGAUGCUCCUCCUCCUACCGCACUCCCUCCACCACCGGCCAGAUAUGAUCAGAGACAGCAGUACUUUGAGAAACAUGUUUCUGGUGGCUCCCCUCCCGCAAGAACUGGAUCGACUUCCUAUGACAACAUAGUUGGACAAACAAAGAAUCUCUCUAUUAAUUCUUCUUCACCAUCCAAACCAGAGAAACCCGAGGACGCACUCUUCAAAGAUCUUGUUGAUUUUGCAAAAGCCAAGUCUUCCUCAUCUUCAAACCAAUCCAAUAGAUCAUUUUAAGUGAUUUCAAUGAAUAUGAAUAAUGUGUGGUGGGGUGUAUAUCUACUUUUUCUUCUUGUAGCAAUAAAUAUUAGAGAGGACUGAGUUUAUGGAUUACUGGAGCUGCUUCUUCUGCUUUAUUUCUGUUCGACUUUCAGCCUUUAGGUGAGUGAUAGUGUAGCUGACAUGGCAUUUAUAUCUUGGAUCAUAUAAGGUGGUUAAUAUU
Molecule: messenger RNA, 1862 nt
Organism: Solanum stenotomum
Lineage: Eukaryota; Viridiplantae; Streptophyta; Magnoliopsida; Solanales; Solanaceae
Product: TOM1-like protein 3
Exons: 9
Coding region: 68-1657 (529 amino acids)
Biological process (GO): protein transport to vacuole involved in ubiquitin-dependent protein catabolic process via the multivesicular body sorting pathway
Molecular function (GO): phosphatidylinositol binding; ubiquitin binding
Source: RefSeq, a predicted model, not a curated record